AUGGGCAAGAAGCGGGGCGCGGGGCUGGGCCGCUGCCUGCUGCGGCAGCGCGGCCCGGGGCGCCGCGACGCCGCCGCCUCAUGGCUGCAUGGCAGCGAGGUGAGCGGCGAGCGCGGCGCGGCGCGGCGGUCCGCGGCCGAGCAGAGCCCGCUGGAGGAGUUCCUGGCCACGGCUGAGCUGGCGGGCACCCGCUUCGUGGCCGAGCGACUGAACAUCCAGUUUGUGUCCGCCCAGACCCGCACUGGCCUCCUCACGCCCCAAGAAGCCCAGCGCGUCCGGCAGCUGCAUGAGGACAACCGGCAGUUCCUGCGCAUCCCUCGGAGGCCAUACUGGGACAGGACAACCAGUGCGGAGGACUUGAAGCAAGCUGAGAGAGAGAGCUUCCUAGAAUGGAGGCGACAGCUUGCCCAACUUGAGGAAGAAAAAAAUUUAAUUCUAACUCCAUUUGAACGAAAUUUAGAAUUUUGGCGUCAGCUUUGGAGAGUCAUUGAAAGAAGUGAUAUUGUAGUUCAGAUAGUAGAUGCUAGAAACCCACUCCUGUUUAGAUGCCAAGAUUUGGAAAAUUACGUUAAGGAAGUCAGCAGUGACAAAGAGAACAUGAUUCUGAUAAACAAAGCAGAUUUGCUGAGUGAAGAGCAACGGGCUACUUGGGCACUUUUCUUUGAGAAAGAAGGUGUUAAGGUGGUGUUCUGGUCAGCCUUGGCAGAGUGCAAACGGCUAGCAGGAGAAGCUAAGGGACUAGACACUGAAGAUGUAGCAGAGGACUCAGGUGAUUCUGAGGAUGAAAGCUCCAGUCAAGAAGAUGACACAACACAGGAUAGUGCAGAAAGCACAUGCACAGACAAUGCUUUCCAAACUGAUAAUGGAGUUCUGGUCAGUGAUGAUGACAGUAGUGAUGAAUAUGAAGACUGUGAAGAUGAUGAAGAGGAUGCAUGGCAAACCUGUUCUGAAGAUGAAGGUGGGGGCAAAGUAAAUACUACUGCCCCCAAAAAUACGGAAAACGGUACUGAUGGUGCUGCAGUGCAGUGCAUAGUGCAGGAACAGAACAGGAACAUCAGGAACUUCAGUCAUCUAGUACAAAGAAAUGAACUGCUGGAGAUACUCAAAACCAUGCACAAGGGACCAAGGGUGAAGGCUGGGGAAGUAAAUGUUGGGCUGGUGGGUUACCCCAAUGUUGGCAAAAGUUCGACUAUCAACACAAUCCUUGGAAAUAAGAAGGUGUCAGUGUCUGCUACACCAGGCCGUACGAAGCACUUCCAGACCCUGUAUGUGGAGCCUGGCCUGUGCCUCUGUGAUUGCCCUGGUCUGGUGAUGCCAUCCUUCAUCUCUACCAAGGCAGAGAUGAUUUGUUCUGGAAUUCUACCUAUAGACCAGAUGAGGGACCAUGUCCCACCCAUUUCUCUAGUUUGCCAGCAUAUCCCACGGAACAUUUUGGAAGCAACCUAUGGAAUAAAUAUCAUAAGACCUAGGGAAGAUGAGGAUCCAGAUAGAAAGCCAACAGCUGAAGAACUGCUGAUAGCAUAUGGAUGUAUGAGAGGCUUUAUGACAGCUCAUGGACAGCCAGACCAGCCAAGAUCAGCUCGAUACGUGUUAAAAGAUUAUGUCAAUGGGAAGCUGUUAUAUUGCCAUCCACCUCCUGGUGUUGAUCCAAGUGGCUUUCAGCACCAGCAUGAAAGAUGCCCAGAGGGCAUAACUCUGCGGGCCAGCGAAAAGGCGAAGCCUGAGAGGAAUACCAAAGCGAAACAAAUUGAAAAUGUGGUGGAUAAAACAUUUUUCCACCAGGAGAACGUUCGUGCUCUGAUGAAAGGUGUCCGGGCUACAAUGGGAUACCGGCCUGGCAGUGGCCUUGUGUCUGUGACUGCACCCAAAUCUGGCAAUGUUGUAGGAAAACCCUGGAAAAAACAUGGAAACAGGAACAAGAAGGAAAAGGUUCGCAGGAUCACUAAGCACCUGGAGGCCUAGCUGUGGUGCUGUACCUGGUCUUCCCAGGUCAGGGACUGCACUGUCUUGCGUGCAUGAAUUAAGGAGGAAGAAGUGCACAUCACCAGUUCACCUGAAAUCUGUGCCAUGGACUGGCCCAGGCAGGGGAUGAGAGCUCUGAUACUUGCAGCUCAUCCCAUUUGAGACGAAAAGAGACCUGGCCAUUUGUGUCUUUGGGAGGUCAGCCAGCCCAGACAGUUGACUGUUGCUGAAAAGCCCUUUCAAUGGGAGAAGAUAGAUAGCGUGUCAGAAUGUUUUCCUUUCUGUAAAGGGUGUAUUUUAUAGCUGCUGGGAUCAAACAAAGCCUUGUAAAACUGACUAAAAUGUUUAAAUAGUUGAAUCUUAA
Messenger RNA from Rhea pennata, 2326 nucleotides. RefSeq names its product large 60S subunit nuclear export GTPase 1 (gene LSG1). Gene Ontology annotation, biological process: ribosomal subunit export from nucleus. Bases 1 to 1962 code for a protein of 653 amino acids. Gene Ontology annotation, cellular component: cytosol. Lineage: Eukaryota; Metazoa; Chordata; Aves; Rheiformes; Rheidae. Gene Ontology annotation, molecular function: GTPase activity; GTP binding. The record is from RefSeq and is a predicted model, not a curated record. The transcript has 14 exons.